This is a messenger RNA of Malus domestica (apple), 760 nucleotides long. NCBI's taxonomy places the organism in Eukaryota, Viridiplantae, Streptophyta, Magnoliopsida, Rosales, Rosaceae. The record is from RefSeq and is a predicted model, not a curated record.
CCGUCAUUCAUUUUCUUUUCAUUCUCAAAUCUCUCCUCUCUUUCUCUCAUUCGCUGCGCUUCCUCAGUCUCUCGCUCCCCAAAAAUCAAACGCCGCGGCAAACAGGCGCUGAAAAAUGGAUGGGGGGAGUUCCGGCGCUGCUUCCGACGCUGCAAGUGAAGGCGAUGAUCCUGAUCCACUCCGCCUUGUCCGAUGACACGCGUACUGUGGUGGAUUCGGUGGAGUUGGAGCUCACCGACAUGGACCUCAAAUCCAUCUCCUCCAGGUCCUUGCCCGACCCGCAUACCCUCCGAAAGUUCUCUCACCUCCUCGGCCCCAAAGUCCUCCAGAACUUGCCAUUCAGCAGAUCCUUCCUUUCGUAAAGGAAUUGUCGACAGAUUCUUCCCAGCACGUUCGUUCUGCAUUGGCUUCAGUAAUAAUGGGAAUGGCACAAGUUUUAGGAAAGGAUGCAACUAUAGAGCAGCUGCUGCCUAUUUUUCUUUCUCUUCUAAAAGACGAGUUUCCUGAUGUUUCAAUAUCUCAUGUUUGAAGGUUCUGGUUUGAGUAUUGAUGUUUCAAUAUCUCAUGUUUAUCUCUUGGCUCAGAAAAGCAAAAGAACAAGAAAAGGAGUGAUGUUUAUGGGUUUUUGUUUCUUUUCCAUCAUCAUAUACAAUGAAUUUGCUGCCUAUGAUGGUUAAUCAAGUAAAAACAUAGGAUCCUUUUCUGUGGGUGGUUGACAGGUGGUGUGAUUUCAAAAUGUAUAAAUUGUAGUAUUCGGUGA